AUGGCACUGAAAUCAGUCAGCACUAAGGGAGGAGAAGCUAAUAUUAAAGAGCAACUCAAAAAAUUCGGACCUGUAUCUGCUGGCUUUUACGUUUAUGAAGAUUUUAACGCUUACAAGGACGGAGUUUACUAUAAUGUAAAGGGUAAAGAGCUCGGAGGGCAUGCUGUUGUUAUUACCGGAUAUGGGACUGCUACAUGUGGUGGGAAGAAAAUACCUUUUUGGAUUAUAAGAAAUUCAUGGGGUCCCAAAUGGGGAAUGGGCGGCUUCUUCUACAUGCGUCGUGGAACUAAUGAUGUGAAAUUGAAAAGCAUAUUUCUUAUGGAGGUUUUUGAAGUUUUUGGAAUAUUUGUAUAUGAAUAUUAUAAGAAAAAAUAUUUUUCAAAGUACAUAUGUAUAAUAAUUGCGGGUACACCCCAACCUACCGCGAGCCCAACCUACCGCCGAGGCUAUAACUUCAUUCAAAAUUGUCGAAUCUGA
This is a messenger RNA of Meloidogyne enterolobii, 477 nucleotides long. NCBI's taxonomy places the organism in Eukaryota, Metazoa, Nematoda, Chromadorea, Rhabditida, Meloidogynidae. The record is from the annotation of a GenBank genome assembly.